Messenger RNA from Brassica oleracea var. oleracea, 1351 nucleotides. RefSeq lists its product as uncharacterized. The record is from RefSeq and is a predicted model, not a curated record. NCBI's taxonomy places the organism in Eukaryota, Viridiplantae, Streptophyta, Magnoliopsida, Brassicales, Brassicaceae. Bases 157 to 1155 code for a protein of 332 amino acids. The transcript has 5 exons.
CUGGAGGAAGGAACGACUAAAGAGUCUAAAGUAGAAAGGUUAGUAGUCUCUGCUGCGACUGACUCACUUCUUCUUCUUCGAGCUCGAACCAAUCUUUGCUUCAUUCCGAUUCGAUUCGUACAGAUAUCAAAUUUUUAUGGAAUCUUGAUCAUUGAAAUGGAUGCGAAUAAAUUCUUCGUGUUGUUUCUCUCUAUAGCUUUGCUUUUGGGGACUUGUACUAAGGUUGAUGGAGAGGAACAACUUGUCUCGAAUUUGACAGAUACAAGUGUAUCUCAGAUUGUUACUGAUUCUAAGAGUAUAGAUCAUUCUACUAACACCACCCAUCAAUUGGGUGGAUCUGAGACCAAGCCUAUUGAUAGUACGAGUCAAAAGAGUAUAGGAGGAAGCGAUGGAGGUGAAAGCAGUAAGGAGGAGGAAGCUAAGAGCAACUCGUCUUCAAGGAAGAAACAAGGUGAAGACUGUGAUCCAUCUUAUAUGUGUUCUGAUGAGCAACAUCUGUUUCUCGCUUGUCUCCGUGUCCCUGGUGAUGAUGAUGCGCCUCAUCUCUCUCUCCUGAUUAAGAACAAAGCCAAAAGUGUAUUGGAUCUUACUUUAACUGCUCCCAGUUUCGUCCGCUUAGAGACCAAUAAAGUUCAGCUUCUUGAAAGCCAAGACACAAAGGUGAAAGUCUCUAUUAAGAAGGGAGGGUCCAACGAUAGCGCAAUCGUACUCACUUCUGGUAAUGGUGGCCAUUGCAGCCUUUACCUAAAAGAUUUGGCCGCUGCAGGACAUGAUACAGGAAAGGACAGUACAGUGGCUGUUUCUCGCCCUUCAAUACUCAACAUCAGCUCGCGAACACUCAUCGUGAUCGCCAUGAUUUCCUUCCUGGUUCUCUCCCUUGUCAUCAUCCCAGUGAUCUACCACGUUUACAGGACCAAGUCGCAGGGAAAAAGCAAAUACCAGAGGCUCGACAUGGAGUUGCCAGUCUCUAACACCCCAUUGGUAUCAAAAUCGGAUCAGGAAACGGGUGAUGACGGAUGGAACAAUAACUGGGGAGAUGAUUGGGGCGAUGGAGAUGAAGAGCAGCCGAAUACUCCAGUGUUACCACUCACACCGAGUGUUUCUUCUAGAGGACUUGCUCCUAGACGACUCAGUAAAGAAGGUUGGAAAGAUUAGCGCCUUUACUCUGCUUUUUUUUUUCUCUUUUGUUUCCGUGGAGUCUAUACAUUAGUACAAGAUGCCCGGAGAAUUUGUCUCCAAUUCGUAAGAAAAUUUGUGGAAUGCUGUUUUCUUCAUGUAUUGCAAACCAAACCACGUUCUCUUUAGACUUUUGGGCCUUUACUAUUUCUGAGUGUGAUGAGCUUCUUGUUUA